Xiphias gladius (swordfish) is the source of this 748-nucleotide messenger RNA. It is a transcript of the gene ppdpfb, whose product is annotated as pancreatic progenitor cell differentiation and proliferation factor b. The coding region runs from base 214 to 555 and encodes 113 amino acids. Gene Ontology annotation, biological process: cell differentiation; multicellular organism development. The transcript has 5 exons. NCBI's taxonomy places the organism in Eukaryota, Metazoa, Chordata, Actinopteri, Istiophoriformes, Xiphiidae. The record is from RefSeq and is a predicted model, not a curated record.
GCCCGUCGCGUCCAGAAGAAGCAGCGACGAUAUCCUCUCGGACCUUGGAGGGUUACAUUUACCCAAAACUUAUUUUCAAAUGGGCCCCGUUGCCUAGCGUUUACUUCCCCCAGCCUCGCCGACUGAGUUGAAUUGGGUGCCACUGAACAUCAAGCACGUCUGGGUCACUGAAAGGUUUCCAUCAAGCACAGAACAGCAACCAACAACAGAAGAAUGGCAGCUAUUCCAGCAGGCGGUUCACUGGUGGCGACCACUGACUACUACCGAAGGCGCAUCGGCUCUACGUCCAGCAGCAGCUCUUGCGGCAGUUCAGAGUACAGCGGAGAGGUCAUCCCUCACCAUCCAGGACUCCCCAAGCAGGACUCUGGCCAUUGGUGGUCCAGUUUCUUCUUUGGGAAGCAGCCAGGGAUGACCCCACUGACUGAGGAGGCACAGCUGAAGGCGGGGGUUCCAGGUGCGGUGACGAAUGGUCAGAUCACCUGCGUUGCCAGGGAGAUGGUGAUGCAACGCCAGGUGAGUGAGAGCAGCGAUGCAGGAACCCCCACCUCCUCCUGAUCCUGCAGUCUCACUCCUAUCCACACCGCACCUCGGUGGAAUAGAACCAACAACCAACGCUAGGUGACGGGAGGAUGUCCCGUUUACAACCUUUAGUGUUUUUUUGUUUUUGUUUGUUUGUUUUUUGUUUUUUAUAUAUUAUUAUUAUUCAUUGUAGUAUAGGCUGCAUUAUUUGUUUUUGUUUUGGUAACCU